CCUCGCUCCCUCACGCUUUCACACCGAUGAACACGCUGUGUGAUGAUUGCUACAUGUGGGCAACAGUAGAUAUCUCUACACAAGAACAGAGCCACGCUAAACCCGUCGGAUAAAGCAGAUUCUCCAGCCUGAAUCAAAGAGCUGUCAUCUACAACGGCAGUGAACUGUAAAGGCAAAUCAGCCCUUCACUUGUUCCUACAGUACAACCGACUGGAAGAAACUGCAUUGCAAGGACAUUCAGGCCAUGAAAACUAGACUAGGGUGCCUGUCUAACAAAUCAGACUCAUGCAGCGAUUUUUCAGAAUUCCUGCCUCCUGCUCAGGAGAGAUCCACAAGAUACUUGAACUGAUCAUGUUUGGCUUUCUUAGGUUAUCCACUGAUGAAGUGACCAGAUGGGCAGAUUCAUUUGACACUCUGCUGUCCAAUAAAUAUGGUUUGGCAGCCUUCAGAACCUUCCUCAAAACAGAGUUCAGUGAUGAAAACAUCGAGUUCUGGUUGGCUUGUGAGGACUAUAAAAAGAUCAAAUCCCCUGCUAAGAUGAUGUCUAAGGCCAAUAAGAUCUACAAGGAAUUUAUUGACGUUCAUGCGCCCAGAGAGGUUAACAUAGACCACAGGACCCGAGAAGAAACCAAACAGAGGCUUAUGGAACCAACUCCCAACAGUCUCAAUGAAGUCCAAGCUAAAGUGUACAGCCUCAUGGAGAAAGACUCAUAUCCUCGGUUUAUAAGAUCAAAGAUCUAUCAGGACUUACUGAACAGGACACAGAUAUACUGUCAGAGGAAAUCUGUUUAAAAGUGAAUGUUUAUUUGCUUGCCUGGUUAGAUUAUAUUGAGAUAUUGAGCAGACUUUAAUUGUAAUAUAUAGUAUAGUCUGUGUGUUUACAAAAUAAUUAGAUGAGAAUAAUCAAAUAACAAAGGUCAAAAGAUGAACUAGUUCCUUGCUAGUUUGUGCAUCUAAACUUAAACAUGACCCUUUACUGUGCUUCUUUGCCCAGUUCUAUUUGUAACAUGUGGCUAUAUUCUCUCCCUUCAAUUGUGAUAGAAUGGUCAAUGUUUCUUCUGAAUGCUGGCAAGCAUGUAAAUGUAAAUCAGUCUCUAAAUGGGUAAUAUGUAAGAGUAUGAUCAUUUAUUUUUCUUAUCUUCAAUGUAACUUGUGUACACAUUAACACUGAUAUAUUUCGAUAAAACAACUUAAGACAUGCCUGCUGUGUUACUGCAUGCAGCCUCGGCCUUCAAACAUCUCUGAUUCCCUUAAAAUCUAAAUCUAAAAAUACUUUAAUCCCACACACAUACGCACACUGAAUAUAUUUAUUUUUUUCUCUGAAGAAGUGAUAUUUUUAAUGUAACAUUUAUGUUUGCUUAUUUUGUUGUUUAUUAAUUUAUUUAAGCUUAUUUCAUGUGUUGAUGUUCUGAUGGUUUACAAUGACAUGUUCUUGUGAUGACACUAGAUCAAGUAAAGCAUGUCACUAAACAGUGUUGGUUUGUGGUUUUUUUGACUGAAAAUGUGUUGUUGACAUUUGAAUGUGUGUCAAGCUUUAUUCCUUGAGUUGUCUGGGAAAUUAAAUAAUACAAAUGAAAUAUAAACUCACUCCACUAUAACAACUAUUUUCUUCUGUUUUGCAGUAACAUACAGUAGGUUCAAAAGUUCAAAGUUUCAUUUUUCACAUUCACAAUGGAACAAAGGAAGGAAAAAGUGUUGUACUAGCUUUAAGGGAGAUAAUGUAGAGAGAUAAGUUUCAUUUUACUUUUAUUUUACUAUAAGUGCAUUAAAAAGAGCAAUGUUAUGGAAAUAGUUCACCCAAAAAUGAAAAUUGGCUCACCCUCAGGCCAUCCAACACUGUUAGACAUUUCAAAGGGUUUUUACAGUAACUUAAGUUACUGUAAUCAGAGUCUCUUUAAGACAAGUCAUGUCACUCGGCGGCCAUCUUUGAAACGCCUCUCGGGCAUCCAAGUGCAGCUCCUAUCUCUUUAAAUGGGCAAACAUCAAAUUCUCCAAAACUGUUCACUAAGCUUACAAUUAAAUUUCAUAUUUGAAAUCAUCAAAGAAAUCUGACAACAACUGUAUCAUAAAUGUUGUUUCUUUUGCUCAAAUAGCAUUAUAAAAAGCUUAUUUUUCAGGCUAGAUCAGCCAGUGCGCAUGCGCAGUCCUCAGCGCACGUCUCAGAACGCUGACUGUUUCUAUAGCAACCGGGAUUUCUAAAGGCAGCUGCAGUGACGCGCUGACUUUACCGAUUAGUGAUUGGCGGGGCUUCCUGCGAUUUAGCGUCCAUAUUGAGCGUUGCAUUUUUCUCCAUUC
This is a messenger RNA of Onychostoma macrolepis, 2295 nucleotides long. It is a transcript of the gene rgs8, whose product is annotated as regulator of G protein signaling 8. NCBI's taxonomy places the organism in Eukaryota, Metazoa, Chordata, Actinopteri, Cypriniformes, Cyprinidae. The record is from RefSeq and is a predicted model, not a curated record. The transcript is spliced from 6 exons. Bases 286 to 792 code for a protein of 168 amino acids.